Molecule: messenger RNA, 767 nt
Organism: Cajanus cajan (pigeon pea)
Lineage: Eukaryota; Viridiplantae; Streptophyta; Magnoliopsida; Fabales; Fabaceae
Product: universal stress protein A-like protein
Source: RefSeq, a predicted model, not a curated record
UAUAAUAUAAAUAGACACAUAUCAACACACGAGCCACUAAUUUGAGUCGAGCUUAUCUUUUGCAGAGUCUUGUUUUGUUGUGAUCUCAAAGUUGUCAUGGCAGAAGACCAACGCCGGAUUCUGGUGGCGGUUGAUGAAGGCGAGGAGAGCAUGUACGCUCUCUCAUGGUGCCUCAAGAACCUCGUUUUCCAAAAUUCCAAAGACACCCUUAUUCUCCUCUACGUCAAGGCCCCUCGUGUCGUUUUUUCUGCCUUCGAUGGCACAGGGUACUUGUUUUCCUCUGACAUAGCGGCAACCAUGGAGAGGUAUGGCCAACAAGUUGCUGAUGCUGUCUUGGAGAAAGCCAAGAAACUGUGUAACCAUGUUGAAAAUUUGGAGACGAGGGUAGAGAGUGGUGAUCCAAGAGACGUGAUCUGUCAAAUGGUUCAAAAGUUGGGUGUUGAUGUUUUAGUGAUGGGAAGCCAUGGUUAUGGUCUCAUUAAGAGGGCUUUCCUUGGAAGCGUUAGCAAUCACUGUGCACAGAACGUGAAGUGCCCGGUUUUGAUUGUGAAGAAGCCAAAACCAAGCGCCGGAGACAUAUAAUAGUGAUAAUAAUAAUCAUCUAAUCUUUAGUGGCUUUGUUUUUUCUGUAAAUAGUGUACUUUGGCUAUGUUUCAUUUGGGUUGUGUGUUUUAUUUGUUCCUCCUCGAAAGGAAUAUAUAUUUCGGCAAAUAUUAAACGUUAAAGGCUAAAGUAAUAGAUGAGUAUCCCUGUUUUUGUGAUUCUCA